AUGGCACCCCUCCGCCGCUACCUCCGCAUAACCCCCCGCUCCGUCCUCGAGGUCCGCAUCUACCUCGACAACCCCGCCGACCAGCCGCGCUGGCUCUGCCACCCCGUCACGCCCGCCCUCCCUCGCAUAAUCGCCGCAAUCCGGCCUCUCGUCCUCCCAAAGUUACGCGAGGAAAAUGACAUUGCUAGCGGAAAGCUAAAGAGUGGGGCUAAAGGGAAGAAGAAAAAGGGAGGCGUGAAAGAUACUAUUGUCGAGGAGGACUUUGAGGUCUCGGUGUUUUUGACGCAGACGUCGACGCGGCAUGCGGUCCUUAGGAAGCAGAAGACGAUGAAGGGGGAGAAGGGGAGGCUGGGGAGCGAAGGGAGGAGAAUCACGGCGGAGGGGACCGAGGAGGCGCCUGUGGUUGUAGAUGAGGCGGGGGCUGGAGACAGAGUGCCGGGCUUAAGGAGGGAAGAGAGCGAUGAAGGCGAUGAUAGGAUGGAGAAUAUUCCUGCUGAGGCCGCGAGUGGUCGAAGGGACGUGAAGAAGGAGGAUACAUUUGUCGUUGAGGAUGAUGAUGAUGAGGAAGAAGUACAUGAAGGUGGCGGCGAGGUACAGGACGACAAGAAGAAGAUGGGGAUGGAGACUAGAUACGAGGGAUUUUCUAUCUACGGCAGAAUAUUGUGUCUAGUGGUGAAGAGAAGGGGUACAGCAAAAGGGAGGGAGUUGCCUGGUGGAGCAGGACAGGCUAUGAUGGAGGAAUGGAUCGGGACCCAGGUCGCCAGGGAGGAACAGGGCAUGGGUGCUACGAAUGACUGA
Messenger RNA from Bacidia gigantensis, 798 nucleotides. RefSeq lists its product as uncharacterized. Lineage: Eukaryota; Fungi; Ascomycota; Lecanoromycetes; Lecanorales; Ramalinaceae. The record is from RefSeq and is a predicted model, not a curated record. Bases 1 to 798 code for a protein of 265 amino acids. The transcript has a single exon.